AUGGAGUUUUUCUACAUUAACUCCUCCGCCCUCUACAUUCACAAGCCAGCGGACAACUCCACGGUCGGUGCGGGCGAAAUGACCGUGUACGCAAGGUGCAGGGCCAUGCCUGAGGUCCUCCUCUUCUACCUGGCCCUGCAGUUCAUCAACAUGUUUCUGGGGAUCCCCGCCAACCUGAUGGUCCUGUGGCUCCUUCACAAGAACAAGGCGGACUCCUCCACCUCAGACAUCUUCAUCAUGCACCUGGCCAUCCUGGACACCUUCUUCUGCCUCAUCCCUCCCCUGGAGCUGGCCAACAUCGUGUACCUGACCACCAGCAGCACCUGGUACGUGCUGCGCUUCUUCUACGGCGUCAAGGACUCCUCGCCCCUCUUCCUCUCCUGCAUCUGCCUGGACCGCUACAUGGCGGUCCGCCACCCGGUCAUCUUCACGCAGCUGAAAGACCGCCGGCACCGGGCCGUCUGCGCCGGCGUGGUCUGGCUCGUCACCCUGGCCUACGCUGCCGCCAAGUGCGUGGGCAACAUCGUCAACUUCGAGAAGGCCUUCACCGUCAUGAUCCUCAGCGCCUUCGCCUUCAUGGUCUUCUGCAACCUGGCCAUCCUCGGCGCCCUCCGCCAGUCAGGCCCGGGCCGUGACGAGGCGCACCCCGUCAAGAAGAAGGCCUUCAAGAUGGUCCUCAUCAUCCUCGCCAUCAUCGUCUUCAACUACUUCCCGCCGGUGGCCCUCUUCCCCUUCCAGGAGUACUUCUCCCGCGACGUCUUCCGCUGCUACAUCCAUUACAUCGCCUUUGGCUUCAUGGACAUCAGCAGCAGCAUCCAGCCCGUGCUCUACCUGUCCCGGGAGCGGAUCCCCUGCUGCUGCUGCGGCAGGCCGUGCUGCGCUGAAACCGCCGCCGGCCCGAGCUGA
This is a messenger RNA of Megalops cyprinoides (Indo-Pacific tarpon), 906 nucleotides long. RefSeq names its product uracil nucleotide/cysteinyl leukotriene receptor (gene hcar2). The transcript has a single exon. The record is from RefSeq and is a predicted model, not a curated record. Gene Ontology annotation, biological process: phospholipase C-activating G protein-coupled receptor signaling pathway; positive regulation of Rho protein signal transduction. Gene Ontology annotation, molecular function: G protein-coupled receptor activity. Gene Ontology annotation, cellular component: membrane. The coding region runs from base 1 to 906 and encodes 301 amino acids. Lineage: Eukaryota; Metazoa; Chordata; Actinopteri; Elopiformes; Megalopidae.